AUGGAUCACAUGAGGGUUGAUCCCGGGGGCUUCCAGAUACCGGGAAUGCACCGUCCACAACUGAUGAAUCAACCACCACAGAUAUUCGGAACUUAUAGUCACGAUGGCUUACCCGUAUUACAUCCGGAACUCGCGGCACAAAUGGCUUUCGAUCCGUCGUCGUUGCUUGAUGACCCGAACGAUGCAAAGAGAAGGAGAAUUGCACGGGCUUGUGAUAUGUGUCGGAAGAAGAAAAUAAAGUGCGACGGAAAGCUUCCCGCGUGCACGCAUUGUAUUAACUAUAAGACGGAAUGCGUCUUCACGCAAGUCGAGAAGAAGAGAAGUCCGCCUAAAGGUGCAAAGUAUAUCGAGGGUCUUGAGAACCGUUUAGGGCGCAUGGAAAGUUUGCUGAGGCUAUCCGGCCUACUUGGAGACGACGAUGAAUCAACCGAUCUAGCUACACUGGAAAGACGUCUCGCAGAGAAGCACCAGCAGUCGAGACAAGCUUCGCAAGCGGCCACUUCAAAUCCUACAUCACCGUCGCAAACGACAUCUGGUCAUGAUGGCUUUGCAUCGACACCUCAAAGUUCCCUAACAUCCCCAGAGCCGACUAGAGACCGUGAUAAUAGAAAAGAUAGCUCACCGCAACCCGAACGGCCUAAAGAUGAAGAAGUCGAGUCCCUAUCUGAAAUGAUGUGUUCAUUAGUAACGAAUCAGUCCGGAGAGACAAGAUAUAUAGGGUCAUCGUCGGGUUUCUCUAUAUUCUCACCGAAGGGUAUCCAAUGGGUAAACGAAAAGACGGGAGACAGAUCGUUUCAACAAAUGAUAUCAGAAGUAUCCAUCGACGAUCACAAAUGGAAUCACUGGAAACCCGAGAUUUUUAGUGACCUUUUCCAUCGUCAUAUUUAUCGGCAAUUACCGCCUAAGCCAGAGGCUUUAUCCCUGCUCAAAGACUAUUUUGACAACUUCAACUGCAUGUUCCCGCUGUUCCACCAACCAACGUUUAUGCAUCUCGUUGAGAGGCAGUACUCCAAUGACCCGUAUCAGGGUUCGGGAUGGUGGGCUAGCUUGAAUGUUGCAUUAGCCAUUGCGCAUCGUCUUAGAGUCAUGAGUAAUCUAGUACCGCAGGAAGAGGACGAUAAGUCGUGGGCGUACAUGAAGAACGCCAUGGGCGUCUUCUCCGAAUUAACGAUGCGCAAUACCGACUUAUUGAGCGUGCAAGCUUUACUCGGAAUGGCCUCCUUUAUGCAGGGAACACCCAACCCUCAGCCGUCGUUUCUGCUGGUUGCCGCAGCCAUCAGACUGUCGCACAGCAUCGGGUUGCAUAAGCGCGGAUGUGGUUUUAAUCUGAACCCGGUCGAGAUUGAGCAAAGGAAACGAGUGUUCUGGAUAGCAUAUAUGCUGGACAAGGAUCUGUGUCUCCGAUCCGGACGGCCUCCAGCGCAGGAUGACGAUGACAUGAAUGUAGAGCUCCCAGAUGCCGAUCCAGUAGACAAUAUUGGCAACAUUCCCCUUGCCGACGGAAAGGGAAAGAUGAAUCUAUUCCGAGCGAUGUGCGAAUUAACAGUUAUUGAAAGUCAGGUUUAUAAGAGGCUCUAUUCAACCAAGGCCACCAAGUUAUCAGAAGGCGAGCUGUUACAAACCAUAGGAGAGCUUGAUAAACAGCUAGACACUUGGAAGGACAACAUCCCUAUUGAUUUCCGUCCGGAACACGAAAUAAAAGCGUCUCACACUCCUCUAAUACUCCAUGUGGUCAUGUUACAUUUCUCUUACUACAAUGCCCUCACUACAAUCCAUCGCAUGUCUAUACAUCACGGCUACUGGACAAGUCGACUAUCCAAUUACGCAAUCCAGGGCUUGAACCCCAGGCCUUUAAAUCCACGGGUAUUUGCAUCUGCAGCUCUGUGCGCAUCCGCAGCCCGAGCAAGUAUUCAACUCCUCAAAUAUAUCCCGCAGGGCGACUUUUCCUGCGUUUGGCUUAUUCUCUACUUCCCUGUCUCGGCUCUCGUCACGCUCUUCGGGAAUAUUCUGCAGAACCCGUUAGACCCGCGAGCGAAGUCGGACACAAAACUAAUGAAUCUGGUGGUGACAUUCCUCUCCACCCUCGGCCAAGAGGCUGAAACUGGUGGAGUGCAUCGUAUGCUCGGUGUAUGCUCCGAGUUUGAGCGCAUCGCCAAGAUCGUCAUCGAUAAGGCAGAACGCGACACUAAUCGGCGAAAGCGUAAGAGUCACGAGCCUCAGAGACCCUCCAUCAGUCAAGCUUCUCCAUCGCAAAUAUACAGCACGCCGCAACCCUCAUCGGCAGCCACACCGACGGGCAACUACUCCGGAACCUCGCAGCUAUCGCCCAAAUUUAACGGAGAGCAAAACCGUGCUAAUAAUGCAGCAAACGGAGGCUUUAGCCCCAUGGACACAGCGAGCUCGAACAACGGCUCAGCACCACGCGACGGACCUGGAGGCUGGCCGUCUCCAUCGCCGCAACAACAGCAGGAAUGGAACCCUAACGCUAUGGACUUCGGUAACUUCUCAGAGAUGACAGGCUUUGGACAACCGAUCGCGUCACCGCCGUUGCCGGGUCCCGCCGCGCCUGGAGUCGCGGGCGGAUACCAGCCGUUGCUCCCACAGGAGCUAUGGCAGAUGCCCGGCGGGCUCGACUGGGAUUGGGCCGAGUUCACGGGAGGCGUGUAUCCUAGCUUCGAGAAUGGGUCCGCGACGCAGAAUGGGAGAUGA
Molecule: messenger RNA, 2709 nt
Organism: Daldinia childiae
Lineage: Eukaryota; Fungi; Ascomycota; Sordariomycetes; Xylariales; Hypoxylaceae
Exons: 6
Coding region: 1-2709 (902 amino acids)
Biological process (GO): regulation of DNA-templated transcription; DNA-templated transcription
Molecular function (GO): DNA-binding transcription factor activity, RNA polymerase II-specific; DNA binding; zinc ion binding
Source: RefSeq, a predicted model, not a curated record